Messenger RNA from Dovyalis caffra, 1458 nucleotides. Lineage: Eukaryota; Viridiplantae; Streptophyta; Magnoliopsida; Malpighiales; Salicaceae. The record is from the annotation of a GenBank genome assembly.
AUGGGUGAGAAUACAGCCACAAAGAACCAUCUCCCUCCCCAGCCUUUCAGUGUCUCAAUUGACACAAAUCCACAAAGUGGCUCCAAGUGGUUUGAUGAUGAUGGCCGUCCCAAACGAACUGGAACCGCGUGGACUGCAAGUGCUCACAUUAUAACAGCUGUUAUUGGAUCCGGGGUUCUUUCCUUGGCUUGGGCUAUAGGUCAGCUUGGAUGGAUUGCUGGACCCACUGUGAUGCUCUUGUUCUCUUUUGUCACUUACUAUACUUCGAUUCUGCUCUCUGCCUGCUACCGCUCUGGCGAUCCUGUCAAUGGCAAGAGGAACUACACUUACAUGGAUGCUGUUCGUGCCAACCUUGGUGGUGUAAAGGUCAAAAUAUGUGGAUUUAUUCAGUAUGUGAACCUUUUUGGUGUUGCCAUUGGCUACACAAUUGCAUCUUCCAUAAGCAUGAUGGCAAUAAAGAGGGCUAACUGUUUCCACCAGAGUGAUGGAAAAGAUCCAUGCCGCAUGAAUGCGAGUCCAUAUAUGAUAGGGUUUGGCAUUGCUGAGAUCCUUUUGUCUCAGAUUCCUGGAUUUGACCAGUUACACUGGCUCUCCCUUGUCGCUGCAGUCAUGUCCUUCACUUAUUCAACAAUUGGUCUAGGACUUGGCAUUGGUAAAGUUAUAGAAAAUAAAAAAGUCAGGGGAAGCCUAACUGGAAUAAGCAUAGGUACGGUGACACAAACCCAAAAGAUAUGGAGGAGUUUUCAAGCACUUGGCGACAUUGCUUUUGCCUAUUCUUACUCCAUGAUCCUCGUUGAAAUUCAGGACACCGUUAAAGCCCCACCUACAGAAGCCAAGACGAUGAAGAAAGCAACUCUAAUAAGCGUUGCAGUCACAACCCUGUUCUACAUGUUCUGUGGUUGCUUUGGAUAUGCUGCUUUUGGAGACCUAGCCCCUGGCAACCUCCUCACUGGAUUCGGAUUUUACAACCCGUAUUGGCUACUUGACAUUGCAAAUGUUGCCAUCGUAAUCCACCUUAUAGGUGCAUACCAAGUUUACUGCCAACCCCUCUUUGCCUUUGUUGAAAAAGAGGCAGCCCGAAGAUUCCCAGAUAGUGAAUUCGUUACCAAAGAUGUCAAAAUCUCAAUUCCUGGUCUCUGCUCAUUCAAUCUCAACCUCUUCAGAAUGGUUUGGAGGACACUUUUUGUGGUUCUUACCACUGUUAUUUCAAUGCUCCUUCCUUUCUUUAACGACAUAGUUGGUCUCCUUGGAGCUUUGGGAUUUUGGCCAUUGACAGUUUACUUCCCAGUUGAGAUGUAUAUUUCGCAAAAGAAGAUACCAAAAUGGAGCACGAGAUGGCUUUGCCUCCAAAUCCUAAGUGUUGCUUGCCUGAUUAUUACUAUAGCUGCUGCUGCUGGCUCUAUUGCAGGAGUUAUGGGUGAUGUCAAGACUAUCAAACCCUUCCAGACCAGUUAUUAG